CCAACACACAACGAGAAAAAUAGAUUCAUCUUUCAAUCUUUUUUUUUCCUAAAAACAAAACUUUGUGUGAAGAGAGAGAUGGAGAUAGAACCAAAAUUCAAGAGAAUAUGUGUGUUUUGUGGAAGUAGUGCUGGUAAUAAAUCCAGUUACAAAGAUGCUGCUAUCGAACUCGGAACCGAACUGGUAUCGAGAAAUAUCGAUCUUGUCUAUGGUGGAGGGAGCAUUGGUUUAAUGGGUUUGAUUUCUCAAGCUGUUUUCAAUGGAGGUCGCCAUGUCAUUGGGGUUAUCCCCAAGACACUAAUGCCAAGAGAGAUAACAGGAGUGACAGUGGGAGAAGUGAAGGCAGUAGCAGACAUGCACCAAAGGAAAGCUGAGAUGGCUAAGCACUCUGAUGCUUUUAUCGCUUUACCUGGUGGGUAUGGGACACUUGAAGAGCUUCUUGAAGUUAUCACUUGGGCACAGCUAGGCAUCCAUGAUAAACCAGUGGGAUUGUUGAAUGUGGAAGGAUACUACAAUUCAUUGUUAUCAUUCAUAGACAAAGCAGUGGAAGAAGGUUUCAUAUCACCAACUGCUCGUCAUAUCAUUGUCUCUGCUCCUUCUGCUAAAGAACUUGUCAAGAAACUUGAGGAUUAUGUACCAAGGCAUGAGAAGGUAGCUUCAAAGAAAAGCUGGGAGAUGGAGCAAAUAGGGCUAAGUCCCACUUGUGAAAUUUCAAGAUGAAAAAGGACUAAUUAAUUUCUUUAAUUAGG
Messenger RNA from Arabidopsis arenosa, 749 nucleotides. The record is from the annotation of a GenBank genome assembly. NCBI's taxonomy places the organism in Eukaryota, Viridiplantae, Streptophyta, Magnoliopsida, Brassicales, Brassicaceae.